GACAUUCUCUCACCCCCCACCGACACCCACCGACGACAUCGCAUACGACUCUUGAAACCACCACAGAGCUGCUCGCCGUCUACGACCACCCCCUAAAACCGCGAUCAUGUCGAAGGAGUUCACCUAUUCCGAUGUGUCCGAGCACACCACCAAAAAGGACCUCUACAUGGUGGUCCACGACAAAGUCUACGACGCCAGCUCCUUCGUCGACGAGCACCCAGGUGGAGAGGAAGUCAUGCUCGACGUCGGCGGCCAAGACGCCACGGAAGCCUUCGAGGAUGUCGGACACAGCGACGAGGCGCGCGAGAUUUUGGACGGACUGCUGGUUGGAAACUUGAAGAGAGUGGAGGGCGACCCAAAGCCCAAGUCCGCCGCCCAACAAGUCGCCGAUGCGCGCAAGUCGACGACCGACGCUGGAGGUCUGGGAGCGGGCGUCUACGCCAUCGUGCUGGUGGGCGCCGCGGUGGCGUUUUUCGCGUUCCAGUACUUGCAGUCGAGUGAGAAGAAGUAGAUGCGGAGAAGAUGGGGCAAGAGAUGCGUGGUGGGUGAGGAUGUGUUAGUGCGGAGAAGAGAGUGUGUGAGGAGGAGUGUACAGAUGCAUAAGUCAUGGAGUCGAAGGAGAAGAUGUUGCUAUAGGGAGAACACGUAUUUUGGAGUUGGAGAUGCUGGGUUUUGCGAUCAUAGCGAGCAGAAGGUGUGGAUGGGCGAUCAUCGCAGGUAUAUCUUCAUGUCUCUCGCAGAGAUGCUUUAGAUGAGCAAUGCGAGAU
This is a messenger RNA of Zymoseptoria tritici IPO323, 767 nucleotides long. RefSeq lists its product as uncharacterized. NCBI's taxonomy places the organism in Eukaryota, Fungi, Ascomycota, Dothideomycetes, Mycosphaerellales, Mycosphaerellaceae. Gene Ontology annotation, biological process: sterol biosynthetic process. Gene Ontology annotation, cellular component: intracellular membrane-bounded organelle; endoplasmic reticulum membrane. The record is from RefSeq and is a predicted model, not a curated record. Gene Ontology annotation, molecular function: heme binding. The transcript has 3 exons. The coding region runs from base 107 to 511 and encodes 134 amino acids.